Messenger RNA from Cydia strobilella, 2238 nucleotides. RefSeq names its product zinc finger protein 28-like. Bases 1 to 2238 code for a protein of 745 amino acids. The record is from RefSeq and is a predicted model, not a curated record. The transcript is spliced from 7 exons. NCBI's taxonomy places the organism in Eukaryota, Metazoa, Arthropoda, Insecta, Lepidoptera, Tortricidae.
AUGGAGGCGAGCGCGGGCGGCGGCAUGGCGCGCGUGAAGCAGGAGUGGCAGGAGCCAGCGUGGGCUGGUGGCCUCGUUGUUAAGGAGGAAGCAGAAUGCGUGGAUGAAGAGGAGUGUGUGAAGGAGGAGUGCUCGGACAGCAGAGACGGGUGCGGCAUGAGCGAGGCAGCCAUGCUGGCCGGCCUGUAUGACGAGCAUGUGGUCAAGGACGAGCUCGUGCUGGGGCCGGAGCGCCCGCAUCGCCCCACAGUUGCUCUGGUGGUUCGCAGCAGGGCGCUGGGUGACGCGGGGGGUGGGGGAGGUGGGGGGGCACAGCGCGCUCGGGACUGCUCCGUGCGGCUCGAGCGCCUCGCGAGCCACGCCGGCGCCGCGCGAGACCACCGGCCUAGAGGGACCGCCCCCAGCGACACCGCCACGCCACCCCACACAGACUCUGGUAACGAACAGGAAAUAUUCAAUAAACCUGAUUAUGAUAAAGAACCGACGUGUGAUCUUUGUGGCGAGAGAUUUGAUUUGAAAUCUGAUUUGAUAAAACAUGUUGCGGUGCACAUUCAUGUGCCUAUAAGCGCGGAUCUGGGAGCGGGCAGACCUGGUGUCUCAGGCAAUGCACCAGCGGUGGUGUCGGGUCGGCGGCGCUCGUGCGCGGUCAGGCUGGAGCGCGUGCUGCUGGACGCGGCGCGGCGCUCCUGCCGGGUCGGGCGCCGCACAUACAAGCUGCACACACACACGCACACCGCCGAGCCCGCACACACACGCAACCUCACCAUCACCACCGCCAGCUAUCAAUGUCACCAUUGCGGGAAACGGUUCGGGAACAAGUCGGUUUUGGUGAAACACAUACGCACUCACUUGCCUUUAGGAGCGUCGAGUAACUCGACCCGAGAGAACGAUGCUUUAGAACAUCAACAAAGUCAACAAACGUUACACAAAGAUAAAAAGUAUUUCGUAACAGUUUUACGGAAACCUGAGAUGACACACCGUGGCGCGAAGCCUUUCAAGUGUAGGUACUGUGACUACACGAGCUGCAAUAACGUACUCAUACGUAGACAUGAGAUGAUACACACAGGUGAAAAACCCUUUAAAUGCAACUACUGUGAUUACAAGUGUCGUCAAAAAGAAAACUUGCGGACUCAUGAGAUGAUACAUACAGGUGAAAAACCCUUUAAAUGUAAAAACUGUGAUUACAAGUGCAAACAAAAAGCACACUUACGGGUUCAUGAGAUGAUACACACAGGUGAAAAACGCUUUAAAUGUAACUACUGUGAUUACAAGUGCAAUCAAAAAGGAUCCUUACAGUUUCAUGAGAUGAUACAUACAGGUGAAAACCCCUUUAAAUGUAACUACUGUGAUUACAAGUGCAAUCGAAAAGGCUCCUUACGUAGACAUGAGAGGAUACAUACAGGUGAAAAACCCUUUAAAUGCAACUACUGUGAUUACAAGUGUCGUCAUAAAGAAAACUUGUGGACUCAUGAGAUGAUACAUACAGGUGAAAAACCCUUUAAAUGCAACUACUGUGAUUACAAGUGUCGUCAAAAAGAAAACUUGCGGACUCAUGAGAUGAUACAUACAGUAAUUAUUAGAAGCCCUCGUGUGGCUUUGUGCGGGAUGGAGGCGAGCGCGGGCGGCGGCAUGGCGCGCGUGAAGCAGGAGUGGCAGGAGCCCGCGUGGGCUGGUGACCACGUUGUCAAGGAGGAAGCAGAAUUCGUGGAUGAAGAGGAGUGUGUGAAGGAGGAGUGCUCGGACAGCAGAGACGGGUGCGGCAUGAGCGAGGCAGCCAUGCUGGCCGGCCUGUAUGACGAGCAUGUGGUCAAGGAUGAGCUCGUGCUGGGGCCGGAGCGCCCGCACCGCCCCACAGUUGCUCUGGUGGUUUCCAACAGGGCGCUAGGUGAUGUGGACGGCGGGUUUGCCGCGGGGGGUGGGGGAGGUGGGGGGGCACAGCGCGCUCGGGACUGCUCCGUGCGGCUCGAGCGCCUCGCGAGCCACGCCGGCGCCGCGCGAGACCACCGGCCUAGAGGGACCGCCCCCAGCGACACCGCCACGCCACCCCACACAGACUCUGGUAACGAACAGGAAAUAUACAGACCUAAUUAUGACAAAGAACCGGUGUGUGAUCUUUGUGGCGAGAGAUUUGAUUUGAAAUCUGAUUUGAUAAAACAUGCCGCAGUGCACAUUCAUGUGCCUACAAGCGCGGAGCUGGGAGCGGGCAGACCUGGUGUCUCAGGCAAUGGUGAGAUGUAG